CGUGUAACGAAGUCGUAGCUGAGUGGGUGUCCGUCACCCGUGUAGCUAAGUGGGUGUUGGUCACCCGUGUAACGAAGUCGUAGCUGAGUGGGUGUCCGUCACCCGUGUAGCUAAGUGGGUGUUGGUCACCCGUGUAACGAAGUCGUAGCUGAGUGGGUGUCCGUCACCCGUGUAGCUAAGUGGGUGUUGGUCACCCGUGUAACGAAGUAGGGUGUUAGGCAUCCGUGUAACUACAAGUUGGUGAAAAUAAAGAGUGUGCUACCCGUGAAGUCGUCUCCUGCCGAGUUACUACUUUACAACUGGCGUCAGAAGUAAACCUGUCUUCAAGGAGAAAUGGACACAAGGAAGACUUCUCGUUCCCACGUGCAAGACCGGGGAGACGACGACGUACCGGUGACACCACCCUCGGGAGGAGAGGACGAGGAGUUGCCGCCGAUGCAGCACUUCGCGGAAAUGGCCGAUGCUCCGCCCGCCUCCGACACCAGCCUGCAGGACGCACAUUCCCGCCUGGCGGAGUUGCUGCUCGCCGCCGCUGCAAUCUUGGCGGAGAUCUCCGUUCCAGCGGCCGGAGGAACGCCUGCGGGGUUGGAAGAGGCGGCGCGGCUGGAGGGUUCCCGCCAUACGGCGUUUCGCGCCAAAAGUUUGGGAGUUGGCGCCAUUUUUGAGGGCCCGACUCCGCUUGGCGGGAAACGAGGACACCACGUGGCCAGAGGUCUCCACACAGCGCAGCCCGCGUCAUCGGCGAGCGCCGGAGCUCUCCAUUUUGCGCCUGCAGAGGGAGCCGACAUUUUCUACAACCACAGCGGCGCGCGGGAAAAUCGCUCCAACGACGACGACGACGAUCGAGUUCUCCAGCAACGAUUGCCCGCGCUGUCGGUGUUCAAGGCGGACGGGGGCGACUGGGGAGCCUUCCAGCGACGGUUCAUCGCGCAUCAAGAAAUGUCGGGGUGGUCCGACACCACUGCCCUGCGCGCGCUGCCAGCGAUGCUCGACGACGACGCGCUUGCGGCCUUCACGUCUGCCCCGAGGUCGUCCCGCUCCACGCUCCAGGCCGCGCUGCACCUGUUGGCCAAGGUGUUCGGGCCGCCCUCGACCUGUCGCCACCAGUUCUACGAUCGGCGGAAGGUGGUUGGAGAAACAACGCUCGCCUAUCGCACGGCGCUGCUCGCCCUGGCAGAUUCAGCUUUUCCCCGUAUGGACAAGGAGGGGAAGGACGCCAUGGUGACGGAGCAGCUGCUGGCGCUGGCUCACGGAUUGGGAGUUCCCAUUAAUACGGCGGACGAGAUGGACAUCUGCUCCCUGGGGAUUGCCACGAGUAUCCACGCUUACGAGGUCCUACAGCGGAAGCCGACGGUCGUCUGCGCAUCGGUGGAGAACGGGGCACCGGCCGCCACGAUCAUCGGACCUCAGCCUGCUGUGCCUCGGGAGGAGGCCUUCGCGGGUUCGAGGCCGGGGGAGUGGAGAACGGGCGGUCGUUCGCCCACACGCUCCUCCCGCAAGCUGGAGCAACCGAAACCCACGACGUCCCUCGUCGUCUGCUACAACUGCGGCCUUCGGGGCCACGUCGCGUCGGGAUGCCGGGCCCCGCGUCAACGCACCGCGGGACCACGUCCGGACGACGCCCAGGGACUCAAGACAUCCCAACUGAACCCGGUGUCUCGGACCUGACGGCUGUUGACCGUCGGGAACCGGAACCCCGGGGCUCGCACGGAGCCCCGAUGCCUGUCCCAUGCCUCCCUGAACUGCCGGCGCUGCCGGAUGGCCAACUGCGUCCUGUGCCGUACGACGGUCCGGCAAGGCGGACUCGAUCAAGGACGCAACACUUUUCAUGAAAAAAAAAAAAAAUAUAUUCUUUUUUUGUUAAAGCCCGACUUCGUUGCCGGCUUCCCCCCCUCUGCCGGGGUAAUGUCCCGUUCAAGGGACGCUCGGACAUUGGGACAUUGCAUGAGUCGGAGAGAAAAGAAGAGAAAAUGAUUAAAGAAAUUUUUUUUU
This is a messenger RNA of Lethenteron reissneri (Far Eastern brook lamprey), 1992 nucleotides long. RefSeq lists its product as uncharacterized. Lineage: Eukaryota; Metazoa; Chordata; Hyperoartia; Petromyzontiformes; Petromyzontidae. Gene Ontology annotation, molecular function: nucleic acid binding; zinc ion binding. The record is from RefSeq and is a predicted model, not a curated record.